Molecule: messenger RNA, 5045 nt
Organism: Andrographis paniculata
Lineage: Eukaryota; Viridiplantae; Streptophyta; Magnoliopsida; Lamiales; Acanthaceae
Product: serine/threonine-protein kinase VPS15-like
Exons: 11
Coding region: 256-4899 (1547 amino acids)
Biological process (GO): autophagy of peroxisome; protein targeting to vacuole; late endosome to vacuole transport
Cellular component (GO): late endosome; nucleus-vacuole junction; phosphatidylinositol 3-kinase complex, class III, type I
Molecular function (GO): protein serine/threonine kinase activity; protein binding; ATP binding
Source: RefSeq, a predicted model, not a curated record
CCCACGAUAACCCCGAGCGGCGCGCAGAGGCUAUCUCCGGAGAUCGACCGAGCUCCAAAUUCCUCUCCCAUGGCGUCUCCUAUGUAACCUCCAUAAUCCUAGCCAACUGCUAAACCCUACCACUCAAUCAGUAUUAGGUCCAAAAUAAUAAUAAAUAAAAAAUCAUCCCUUUCCCCGUAAAUCGGAGAAUUGAAUCGCAAUUUGAAAUUCAGUAGGUAAUCGUCUUGCCGGGAAAGGAAUAAAUUUGCGGAGGGAAUGGGGAACAAGAUCGCCCGGACGACGCAAGCAUCGGCGACGGAGUACUAUCUUCACGAUUUGCCGUCUUCGUACAACUUGGUGCUCAAGGAAGUGCUGGGGAGGGACCGAUUCUUAAAAUCCAUACUCUGCAAGCACGACGAGGGUUUGGUGCUUGUCAAGGUCUACUUUAAACGUGGCGACUCAAUUGUUUUGCGCGACUACGAGCGCCGCCUCUCUCGAAUUCGAGAAAUCUUCUCCAAACUCGAUCGCCCCCACGUCUGGCCGUUUCAGUUUUGGCUUGAAACAGAUAAAGCUGGUUAUUUAGUGAGGCAAUACUUCUUCAACAAUCUUCAUGAUCGAUUGAGUACCCGACCUUUCCUUAGUCUCGUGGAAAAGAAAUGGCUAGCUUUUCAGUUGCUUUAUGCUGUGAAACAGUGUCAUGAGCAUGAAGUGUGUCAUGGUGACAUUAAAUGUGAGAACGUCUUGGUCACUUCCUGGAACUGGCUCUAUCUUGCUGAUUUUGCAUCAUUUAAGCCCACUUAUAUCCCGUAUGAUGAUCCCUCUGAUUUUUCAUUCUUCUUUGAUACUGGUGGAAGAAGACGGUGUUAUGUUGCACCUGAGAGGUUCUAUGAGCAUAAAGGAGAGAUAGAAGUGGCACAAGAUGCACUCCUGAAACCCUCUAUGGACAUCUUCUCUGUAGGGUGUGUGAUUGCUGAGCUUUUUCUUGAAGGCCAACCAUUGUUUGAACUCUCUCAAUUGCUCUCCUAUCGAAGAGGACAAUAUGAUCCUACUGCAAAUCUGGAAAAGAUUCCAGAUUCAGGCAUCCGGAAAAUGAUUCUUCAUAUGAUUCAAUUGGAUCCAGAGUCUAGAUAUCCUGCUGAGACCUACCUGCAAAACUUUGCGAGCGUCGUCUUUCCUAAUUAUUUCUCGCCAUUCCUUCAUAAGUUUUAUUCCUUGCUAAAUCCUUUGAGUUCUGAUGCAAGGGUUCUAGCAUGUGAGACUUCUUUCAGGGAAAUAAUUAGACAAAUGAUGGGUCACCGAGCAGAACAGGAUAUGAUAUUUAAAACAGAAGUUUACGAUGAUAGAAGUAAACUUCCACAAACAGCUGAUACUAUGCAGAAUCCCAAUAGAGCAGGUACGUCUAAGGAUGAAGAACAGGGGACGAAGAAAAGCCCAAUUCAUGAUCAAUUUGAUCUUCUGGGUAAUGUGAAUAACCUGGUCGGGGAUGCAAAGCAAAACAAUGAUCAUUUCAAUAUGAACUCUGUGACAAAUUAUGUGGCGAAGUCUGUACAUGGUCAAAAUCAGAACCUAUAUGGUUUGCAAUCUCCUGAUGAGUUGAUUCAAAGAAUUUCCAAGAUAUUUCAGAGAAGUCGCCAUCCUUUCUUGAAAAAAAUUGCAGUGGAAGACUUAAGCUUAUUGAUGUCUAAUUACAACAAUCAAUCAGAUACUUUUGGAAUGCCUAAUCUACCAGUACCUCAGGAUAUCUUGAACUGUGAGGGGAUGGUAUUGAUUGCUUCUCUUCUUUGCUCCUGCAUUCGUAAUGUCAAAGUCCCUUUUAUAAAGAGAGCAGCUGUCCUUCUGCUAAAAGCUUGCUCUCUGUACAUUGAUGACGAAGAUCGAUUGCAGCGCAUCCUUCCUUAUAUUAUAGCUACACUUUCAGAUCCUACUGCCAUUGUUCGCUGUGCAGCAUUGGAGACACUGUGUGACAUUCUUCCUCUUGUCAGAGAUUUUCCUCCAAGUGAUGCCAAGAUAUUCCCAGAAUAUAUUCUUCCAAUGCUUUCCAUGCUUCCCGAUGACUCCGAGGAAAGUGUGAGAAUAUGCUAUGCCAGCAAUAUAUCGAAAUUGGCACUGACGGCCUAUGGGUUUCUUAUACACUCAAUAAGCUUGACUGAGGCAGGGGUUCUUAAUGAGUCUAACUUAGCCUUGAAGCCUUCAACUCCUGCUACCGACCCUUCUGGAGAGCCACAGGAAGUGAAUAAUAAUGCACAACUGAUACACUUGAGAAAGUCAAUUGCAGAGGUCAUUCAAGAACUUGUGAUGGGACCAAAGCAAACUCCAAACAUAAGGAGAGCACUUCUGCAGGAUAUUGGCAAUCUUUGCUGGUUUUUUGGACAGAAGCAGAGUAAUGACUUUUUGCUACCUUUCCUCCCUGCUUUUCUUAACGAUCGCGAUGACCUGCUAAGGGCUGUUUUUUAUGGGCAAAUAAUCUAUGUCUGUUUCUUUGUGGGGCAGCGAAGUGUAGAGGAAUAUCUUUUACCUUACAUUGAGCAGGCACUAAACGAUACUUCUGAGUCUGUCAUUGCUAAUGCAUUAGAUUGUUUGGCGAUUCUCUGCAGAAGUGGUUUCCUGCGGAAGAGGAUAAUACUUGAAAUGAUAGAACAUGUUUAUCCUUGCCUAUGUUAUCCCAGCAAUUGGGUGAGGAGCUCAGCUGUAGCAUUUAUUGCAUCUAGUAGUGGGAGCUUAGGUGCAGUUGAUUCCUAUGUGUUUCUGGUGCCAGUCGUACGCCCCUUUUUACGGAGACAGCCAGCAUCCUUAGCCUCAGAAAAAGCACUUAUUGGGUGUCUGAAACCACCACUCUCUAGAGAACUAUAUUGUCAUGUUUUGGAAAAUGGGAGAAGUUCAGACAUGCUAGAGAGACAGAGAAAGAUUUGGUAUAAUACAUCACCGCCUGACCAACUUGAAGCUGCAGACUUACUUCAGAAAACUGCUAGAGAGUUGGAUCCAAAAUGUUGGUCGAAGGAGCAAAAUAAUAACCCGUCCCAAACCAGUAUCACAGGGGAGCACCUGGACUCAACUAAUUCCGAUGAUUAUGCAGGCAAAUACAAAGCUACGGGAAAUCUACCACCAAAUAUGUUAAGUAAAGAAGAAGCUCGUAAUCAUAUGGCAACGGAAAAGUCUCAACUGUCAGGAUUUAUGUCACCUCAAAUGAGUUGCAUGAACAGCUUUAUUGAUAAAUCAUCAGAAAGCAUACCCUUGUACUACUUUAAGGUUAACGACAAACGAGUUUCUGGCACUACUGCACCUGCUUCUGAUCCUUCUUCAUUGUACAAUUCUUUGGGUUUCGGUGCUUCCUCUAUGCCUUGGAUGGAUCCAAUAAACCAAUCAUUUAGUUUGGCUAGCUCAACACCAGCUCCAAAGCUUUUCUCAGCGUCACUUUAUGUUGGUAGUGGCCCUACACUAUUGAGGAGAGUUGUGCAUGAAGAAGAUGACCGAGAAGCCAAUGAAACACCUUAUGUCAGAAGCAGAUAUCAUGAAAUGAGAUUACCAGACAGAAUUAAAGGGAGCCCCUUAAUAGCUGACGCUCAUCCAUCGAAUGAGGCAACACAAACGUCACCAUUGGCAUGGUCAUCCACCCUUCCUGAUUCAGGGUGGAGGCCGCGAGGGGUGUUGGUUGCUCACCUUCCCGAGCAUAGAUCUGCUGUCACUGACAUAUCCAUUUCAUUGGAUCAGCAGUUUUUUGUCAGUGCAUCUGAGGACUCUACAGUGAAGAUAUGGGAUUGCAAAAAACUGGAAAAGGACAUCACAUUUCGAUCUAGGCUGACCUAUUCUUUGGAUGGCAGCCGGGCAAUGUGUGUUGCAGUACUUCAAGGCUCUACUCAAGUUGCUGUUGGGGGGAGCGACGGAGUGAUGCAUUUGUUUUCUGUCGAUCACAUCUCUAGAGGACUUGGUAAUGUUGUUGAAAAUUAUUCAGGCAUUGCUGAUGUGAAAAGGAUAGGUAUUGGAGAAGGAGCUAUACUGAGCCUCUUAAAUUACUCUGCUGAUGGUAAUACUAGCAAAAUGCUUCUCUAUAGCACACAAAACUGUGGGAUUCACCUCUGGGAUAUAAGAACAAGAUCAAGUGGUUGGAAUACAAAAGUUCUUCCGGAAGAGGGUUAUAUAUCUUCUUUGGUGGCAGACCCUUGCGGUAAUUGGUUUGUAUCUGGAUCAUCUAUUGGUGUGCUUACUUUGUGGGAUCUAAGAUUUUGCAUACCUGUGAAUUCAUGGAACCAUUCUCCUGCUUCCCCUAUCAAAAAGAUUUGUCUUUUUGUUCCUCCUCCUGGUACUUCCUUCUCUACAACCUCAAGGCCACUUGUCUAUGUUGCAGCGGGACGUAAUGAAGUUUCUCUUUGGGAUGCAGAAAAUGGGAGCUGUCACCAGGUAUUGAGGGCAGCCAAUCCUGAAUCUGAUGCUGAUAAUUGUGAGCCAUCAUGGGCACCUGCCAGAUCAUCUGCCAAGAUUAACACUAAAACAGAUCUAAGGCGAACUAUGGCUUCAAUGUACCGAAUUGACGAGCUGAAUGAGUCCUCUGUACAUAUUCCUGGUGUUCAUGCUUUGCUCCCAUUACCUGGUGGUGAUAUUCUGACAGGUGGAUCAGAUUUGAAAAUUCGCCGGUGGGAUCAUUCUAGACCCGAACGGAGCUAUUGUGUAUGUGGACCUUCUAUCAAAGGAUCUAGCAAUGACGAUUUAUAUGAGACGAAAUCUAGCUUUGGAGUGCAAAUUGUGCAGGAAUCAAAAAGACGGCCUCAGGCUACACGAUUGAGUGCCAAGGCAAUUCUUGCGGGUGCUACGACAGAUUCUGCAGGGUGCCAUCAUGACUCCAUACUCUCAUUGGCCUCUGUCAAACUGAACCAGAGGCUUCUGAUAUCGAGCAGCCGAGAUGGAGCUAUAAAAGUUUGGAGGUAAAGAAUUCGACACUUGUUCAAACGUACAUAUGUUUAUUCAUGGCUCUUAGUGUGUAUAUAUCAGUAUAGGAAGACAGACACACCUACAUUAUUGCAUCGAAUAUCAACAAUGCUGAAUAUACGCAAGCACGCUCGUGCAAUAUUAAG